UAGUUUCAAGUUUUCAACUUUGAAGUUUAAACUAUUGCAAAAUCAAAAAGGGUGCAAAUAAUUGGGUGCACAGACAAAAUUGCUGAACAUUCGAGUAUCAGUAUUUAUAAUCAAGUAAUUCAAACCUAUAACUACAUUUACAACACUGCUUUUGUGAAUGUUUCUGGUUUCUAUUUUGGAUAACCCAAUUUGGGGAUAUUUUGUUUUGCAGAUAAAUUCAAAUUUCAGCCAAACUUUAAAUAAACAUACAGAAUUUCCCAAUCUCGUCUCUUGGACCAGCGUUUGUCCAAGAUCAUUCACAAGAAUAAAUUAAAACAAAGAAGUACAUAGAUCAAUAACUAAGCUUUAUCCAGUAUGAAUCUAAACAAGAAUUUACUGUGUUUAAAAUGGGACGACUUUGACAACUUUGUGGUUAGUGGUUUGUCAAAUCUGUAUCAAAAGGAUGACAUGUCCGACACGACCUUGUUUUGUGACGGGAGGUCUUUCAAGGCACACAAAGUUGUACUUUCAAUAUGGAGCAUUUAUUUCAGAGAAAUUUUUGCAACCACAACUCACGCGCACCCUGUAAUUGUUUUGAGAGAAACUACUUCAUCCGACCUUGAACUCAUCUUGCGAUUUAUCUAUCAGGGGCAGCUUUUCGUGCCAUUUGAAGAUACGGAAAGGUUUUUGAAGACUGCAGAGUACUUUCAAAUUGCAGGAUUAAGGGAUAUGCGUGUUCAUUUGUCGUCUUCUGAAAGAAAUCCAACAGGGAGUCUAACAGCAAAGUCAUUAAUCGGACCAAGUGGUUCUAAUAAUGUGGGGAUCUAUCCUUCGUCACUAUCUGGAAAUUCAGCACAGUCAUCGCUUUCACAGCAAUCAUUCUUGGAGCCACAACCUCCGUCGUAUGUAAUUCAAGGGGUUAACAGCAGCGCGAACACUACUGUUACUUCGUCAAUUGAUGGAAUUCCAGUCCAAAUUAUGUCGAGUUCGGGUUCUACUUCCAAUGCACCACCGGCGACGCAUACCGUUCACCCCAGUGCAGUCAAUCCGAACAAUAGUUCUGGUGUUAUGAGUAACAGUUCUUUACCUUCGACACAAUCCCCUUUCUCUACAAAUGUAAUUAAACCAAUUCCGAGUAGACAAACAAGUCGCCUACACCAUCAACCUGUUUUGUCUCCAUCAAAUAAUAUAACGCUUUCUGCUCCUCCUUUAAGUUAUAACAGCCACAAUUUGCCUAACCCAUGCAGUCGACAGGGUCAGGGAGGUCACGAAUUAAUGUACAACACUCAACCUAUUCUGAUUGUGCACAAUCAACAACAAAAACAAAAUGAGUACCAUCCGCAUCAUCAUGAAAGUUCUAAAGGAACAGUGGAAUCGUUGCGGUCGUCUGCGACUGAGCAGGUACAAGUUGUUUUUGAAAGAAUGAACAAUGGGUUAUCCCCUCAUCAUGUUGACAGAAAGAUUUCGUCUAUGCAACAUGAGACGGUAGUCGCAUCAGGCUUGAACGACUAUAAUUACAAUGGUCAGGUGCACCAGGAACAGGAGGAAGUACUUGGGCUGGCUUACUUGCAUGACAAUGAGAAUAAUUCAAGCAGCAGAACUUCUUCGAACCAUUCUCACUUAAUUCAUGAAGCUGCAAUGGCUGCCGGAGUGGCGACAGAAGAUACAGAAAUUAUAGAAAUUGAUGACCGUCCACCAAAUGAUAUCGUCUUGAAUGGGAAAAUAAUUAAUACUUCGUCUUCCGCUGUCCCUUCAACAUCUCCAGUUUAUGCUGUGAAACGUGUUCCUUCACACUCUCAGACUAACACUUUAACGAAUUCGGAUGCACCGAAAGCCUGUGCUAGUGGUUCAAAAGUAAAAGUAACUACAUCAACUGCCACAAGUAGUUUUAAUUCUAGUAAGGAUUCGAAAUCUAAAAAUCGGCGACGACAACCGAAAAUAUCUCCGGUGCAAAGUGCUGAAAUUGAAUUUGUAAAUUGUCCAAGAUGCGAUAAGCGAGUUAAAAAGUCGAGUCUCAAAGUACACAUUAAGCGAACUCACUUGGAAGACGGAAUAACACUAACUUGUCCAAUUUGUGGAAAACAAAUUAGCUCGAAAGGAGUCAUGUACAAACAUAUGUAUGCUCAUAGGCAAACCUCUCAACCCAAAAAAGAAUCUCGCACGUAACAACAACGCAUAACUUUUAUGUAGCCAAAGUGAAAUAAUCCAUGAAAUCCUAUUUUAAUUACGCAUUUUUUGUCGCAUUUCAUAGUUUGUAUAAUUUUGUUCGUAAAUCAUUCGUUGUCUUGCAUUCUUUGACGGCUUGUUUGUGCAAGUCUCUUCUGCGUUUUAGUUUAUUCUAAUAUUGUGUUCUUCUUUCUACAUAGUAUUUUACUGCGAAAUGUUAACUUUUAACCUUGUUAAUUAUACGUACUAUAUUAACAAAAUGACUUGUUUAAAAAAAGAGCAAAUAUAAUACAAAUUUAUAUUAUGCACAAUUUAA
Molecule: messenger RNA, 2461 nt
Organism: Folsomia candida
Lineage: Eukaryota; Metazoa; Arthropoda; Collembola; Entomobryomorpha; Isotomidae
Product: protein abrupt
Exons: 3
Coding region: 355-2145 (596 amino acids)
Biological process (GO): regulation of transcription by RNA polymerase II
Cellular component (GO): nucleus
Molecular function (GO): protein binding
Source: RefSeq, a predicted model, not a curated record